UCUACUUGAUCGGCAAUCGUCGUUAUUUUUGUUUUGAUAAGCCAGCACCUAAUUUCUGGCUUUUUGCGUGUUUUUGCAAUCAAUUCGCUUGAAAUUACCUCAUAUCUCGCGAAUACAACAUGUCAAAAGAGAUUAACGAGUCAGAGAUGAUCGAAAUUAUCGAUUUCGUUGAUGAUUUCAACGAUGAAAAUAUUUCCAAGGAAACUGAACAACUCCUUACGACAUUUUUCACUAAUGUCGAUGAUGAUUCCUUCUUCGAGGGACUAGAUGACACCGCAGAAACCGAAUACACCUGCCCUUUGUGUCAGGAAAUCUUCUUGGGUAAGCGAGCUAUGCGAACUCAUGUUAGUCGAUACUUCAAGCACAUUUGCGAGACUUGUGACAAAAGAUAUUUCCGAGCGAAAUACUUGCAAACACAUCUGAAGAACGCCCAUUUGCCAUCGAAAAACCUCGAAUGUCCCCUUUGUGAUAAAGUCUUCAAGGCAGUGAACAACUUGAAGCAACAUUUGCUACUUCACAGCGAGGCGCGUUCAUUUGUCUGCACUUUCGAUGGAUGCGACAAGGCGUUUAAGCAAAAGCCGGGCUUGCAACAACACAUUCGCUUCAUGCACAAUCCGAAUGCCAACUUUUGUCGGGUUUGCCGGAAAAGAGUAACGAAUUUGGAGAAACACAAUGAGAAUGAGCAUCCGAACGGAACGAGCUCGAAACGGAAGAAAAAGACUAAAAAGAGAGCGGAGACUAAAGUUUUGCAGGAAUCAAAUCAGGAUGAUGACACAGAGUAUUAUUAUGAGCAGCCAACAUCAAAAGAUUCCAAGGAAAAUCAAACAAUCAAACGUAGAUCUACCAAUACUACCGCAAAAGUGGGUCCCGCAAAGAAACUUAAGAUGUCAAGUGAUGAAGCCUCGGACGACGACGACGAGCUCUCAGCAACUUGGAAGUUUGACAGUGAUGACGAAAAUUUCAAGGAACAAGCAAACGAAUAUGCCUAUGUUGUCUUGGGGUGACUGGCUAGCAAUAAGAGUUUACAAAGUAGAGAUUUAAGUACGUAAAUGUUUAUUUUUUUGAUGAUAUGUAGCUCUAAUCUUUUGAAUCAAACAAGUGAAAGAAACAGAAAAAUAUUAUUAAAAAUGAAAAUUCAAAUAUUACUCACUUUUUGAUUGACAUUCUCAAUACUAACUCCCACAUCACUUGACUAGGAGCAAUGGAUAUUACGAUAAUUUGCUACUAAAUAAGCGCAUUUUAUACAAAACCGUCUGGAUUUCAGGCGGACAAAAUCUAUUUUUUUUUUGUAAAUAUUUAAACCUUGAAUAUAAUUGUUAGAUCAAUCGAUCAUACACAUUUGAUUUAAUCCUUUCUAAACUUCUCCUUUUGAGAAACAAAGUGAACCUUUGAUGUCAUAUUUGUUAGAGAAAAACG
Messenger RNA from Culicoides brevitarsis, 1416 nucleotides. RefSeq names its product zinc finger protein 366-like. The transcript has 2 exons. Gene Ontology annotation, cellular component: nucleus. The record is from RefSeq and is a predicted model, not a curated record. Gene Ontology annotation, biological process: regulation of transcription by RNA polymerase II. NCBI's taxonomy places the organism in Eukaryota, Metazoa, Arthropoda, Insecta, Diptera, Ceratopogonidae. Bases 120 to 1004 code for a protein of 294 amino acids. Gene Ontology annotation, molecular function: DNA-binding transcription factor activity, RNA polymerase II-specific.